AUGGCCAAGACAGUCGUGAUCCUGGGAGGAUCGUAUGCCGGCCUCCAUAUUGCACACUACCUGCUCAAGCAGAAGAUUCCUGACCUCAAGGUCAUCCUCGUGUCAAAGAGCUCGCACUUCUACUGGAACAUGGCGUCAGUCCGCGCCAUCGUCCCGGGCCAGAUUGCGGACGAGCAGCUCUUCCAGCCGCUCUCGGCCGCGCUCGAGCGGUACCCCAAGGAGACCUACGAGGUCAUCGUCGGCGCGGCCGGCAAGGUCGACACGGGCUCCAAGACCGUCCUGGUGUCGCUGCCGGGCUCGUCGCGCUCCCUGAGCUACGACCACCUGGUGGUCGCCACCGGGUCGCGGUCCACCACGUCCAGCGUGCCCUGGAAGAUCCUCGACAGCUACGACGAGACGGUGUCGAACCUGGACGCGACCAGGGAGCGCGUCAAGGAGGCGAAGCACAUCGUCGUGGCGGGCGCCGGCGCGACGGGCAUCGAGGUCGCGGGCGAGCUGGGGUGCGAGUACGGCAAGGACAAGGAGGUCCACCUCCUGUCGGGCGGGCCCUCGCUCCUCGACGGCGACUCGGUCGGCCCGGCCGCCCUGGCCGAGCUCAAGAAGCUGCACGUCCACGUGCGCUUCGACGCCCGCGUCACCGGCAGCAAGGAGCUGCCCGACGGCAAGACCGAGGUCUCCCUGCAGAGCGGCGAGACCAUCACCACGGACCUGUACCUGCCCACGAUAGGCAUGCGCGCCAACAGCGAGAUGAUGGACCAGCAGUACCUGACGGACAAGGGCUACGUGAGCGUCGACGAGUACUACCGGGUCAAGGGCCUGGAGAAGGAGGGCGUCUGGGCCCUCGGGGACGUCGUCAGCGUGCCGAGGGGUGGCUUCCUGUUCACGCAGAAGCAGGCCGCCGGCGUAGGGAAGAACGUCGAGCUUGCCCUCCAGGGCAAGGAGCCCCAGGUCGUAAAGCUGAUGCCCGUGGAUAUUAUGGCAUGCGCCGUGGGCAGGAAUCGGGGCGCAGGCAGGAUGGGACCCGUCAAGAUGCUGUCUGUCAUGGUGUGGUUGGCUAAGGGAAAGACCUUGGGUAUACAGCGGUUCCCUGGGUAUAUCAGCGGCAGCGUGGCUUAG
Molecule: messenger RNA, 1116 nt
Organism: Diaporthe citri
Lineage: Eukaryota; Fungi; Ascomycota; Sordariomycetes; Diaporthales; Diaporthaceae
Exons: 3
Coding region: 1-1116 (371 amino acids)
Cellular component (GO): cytoplasm
Molecular function (GO): flavin adenine dinucleotide binding; electron-transferring-flavoprotein dehydrogenase activity
Source: RefSeq, a predicted model, not a curated record